Gongylonema pulchrum is the source of this 330-nucleotide messenger RNA. NCBI's taxonomy places the organism in Eukaryota, Metazoa, Nematoda, Chromadorea, Rhabditida, Gongylonematidae. The record is from the annotation of a GenBank genome assembly.
UUGCAGUAUGUGGUGGUAAAACCGAAUCAGUUAUCUGUUCUGAAAGGUAUGUUUUUACCGUGGUGUGAAGGAUGUGGCCGUGAACAGUUCUUGCUCGGUGUUAGCAUUGUUGGUGCUGUUAUCAUGCCUCAUAACUUAUACCUUCAUUCUGCGCUUGUCAAGAGCCGUGAUGUCGACAGGCGGAGGAAGAAGAAUGUUCAGGAAGCAAAUUUUUACUUUUUCAUUGAGUCCGGUGUUGCUUUAUUUUGCAGUUUUAUCAUCAACUUAUUUGUUGUUGCCGUUUUCGCGCAUGGCCUGUAUAAUAAAACGAAUUAUGAAGUGGUCAGUUGA